Molecule: messenger RNA, 495 nt
Organism: Aplosporella prunicola CBS 121167
Lineage: Eukaryota; Fungi; Ascomycota; Dothideomycetes; Botryosphaeriales; Aplosporellaceae
Exons: 3
Coding region: 1-495 (164 amino acids)
Biological process (GO): translation
Cellular component (GO): ribosome; cytosolic large ribosomal subunit
Molecular function (GO): RNA binding; structural constituent of ribosome
Source: RefSeq, a predicted model, not a curated record
AUGAGGGAGCUCCGCGUCCAGAAGCUCGUCCUCAACAUCUCCGUUGGCGAGUCUGGUGACAGGCUUACCCGUGCCGCGAAGGUGCUGGAGCAGCUGUCCGGUCAGACCCCGGUUUACAGCAAGGCCCGCUACACCGUCCGUACCUUCGGUAUCCGCCGUAACGAAAAGAUCUCUGUCCACGUCACCGUCCGUGGCCCCAAGGCCGAGGAGAUCCUCGAGCGUGGCCUCAAGGUCAAGGAGUACGAGCUGAGGAAGCGCAACUUCUCCGAGACCGGCAAUUUCGGUUUCGGUAUCUCUGAGCACAUCGAUCUGGGCAUCAAGUACGACCCCGGUAUCGGUAUCUACGGCAUGGACUUCUACGUCUGCAUGACCCGCCCCGGUGAGCGCGUCGCCAAGCGCAGGCGCUGCAAGAGCAGAGUCGGUGCCUCCCACCGCAUCAACCAGGCCGAGACCGUCAAGUGGUACAAGAACAGGUUCGAGGGUAUCGUCCGGUAA